GUCAUAACAAAUAGGCAUUAUGCAUAGUGAGAGAGAUAAAGGAGCCGAUUUGUAGACUUGAAACUGGCGGCCAAUCCUUUCGAACACGCCGGUAAUGCCGUAAUGAAACAGUCGAUGCUAACUCAAUUUUGGCCAGAAAUAUUGGAAACCGGCCUGAUACGUCGAACGAGAGAAAAUAUAUUGAGUUUAACCUUGGUAUUGCGUGCUCUAUUGUUAAAUUGUACAGUAAUUGGAGAGUCGGAAUUAAAUUUAAAAUGAAGCAAAAGAAAGCCUAUAUUUUUGAAAAUAACCUCCCAAUGCUCAAUUUUACUAUCUAAUUGUAUGCAUAAAUAUGUUUAUAUUUAUCAGGAAAAGAUACAUUAAAUUUAGCUUAUAUAAAGUAAAAGUUGUCAGUGAUGGAUCACCAUCACUAUGAUAACAAUCAAAGAAAUGUUCUUGGUUCACCAAGCAGAUGUUGUAGUUGUCUAACACAUGUGGUCUACCUACCAGUACCAGUUUUGAGGACAGAAGGAUGUGGAAAUUGCCAUCGGAUUCUAACUGGCUGCACGUCUUGCACCGGCAUCAGACACGAAUGCAACGAUGGCAAAAAUGUGCGUAAAUGCCAAUGCGUAGCACUGACGCGCAGAGCGUCUGAUCAAAGCGACGUUGAGGUGGAACUUCAAACGUCAGACUCGGAUUCCAUAUUCCGCACUCGAUCAUCAGAAGACCACAGACAGAUAGAACCCAGACUGAGCAGAGCAACGGCAUCUACAUCUAAUCCACAUUUACUGUCGGUUAAUACCGCUAACACAAUGACCAGAUGCGAGCAUGAUAAUAUGAUUGGAAGUAUGAAUAUUUGUCCAGGAGGACACUUAAUGCCUAUCGCGCGCAAUGGAGGUUUCAUGUUCUGCCCUGGAAUUCUACCAACAUGUUGUGCUCACGCCAGUAGAGUUGGGACGGCGGUGGCUACCCCAUCAUGUGAAAAAUGCAGUAAAAGUGAAGUUUCGUCUCCCCAAGAGACACCAACGAGUAUUGAUGAAAGAUGUAGUCCGAACAACCCAAAAGUGGCAACAGAUGAAGGAACGUCAAAUUCGAGGUCACAUCGGCGGUUGUCCGCAGACAGCGGUCGAGUCACAUGGUCUGAUAGUGGGGAAAGUGUGUUUUCAGAUUUUCAAUUUGGCGAUUCUCUUCGUCGUACUAGCACAACUACUACAAGAACAAGUGUCACAACAAGUCAGUGUCAGUUUAGUCUGACACCCACCAUUCAGACUUUUUCUCGAAUGCGAAUACCAUCUGCACCAGCGGAGAGCAAGUUACGGCCACGUGCUAUUAGCAAUACAGAUCUUCGGGGAUCGCGCCAACACUCAUCAGGAUCAGCUGAAGAUUCUGUAUUCCCAGCAUUUACAGAAGCCAUGAUCCAACCACGUUCAGUCAGCCACAAUCCAGAAUGGGAAGAACACAAGGAGAAAGACCCACCAUGCACAACCGAAUUAGUAACUCCACCCAACCCAAUGAAAAAUACCGCAUUCAUGUUUCAAAUUUCGCCAAGAACAAGCUUGAAUACCAGAAAUCAUAGAAAAUCGGAUCGUAUGGAAUACAUGAACGAAAGGAAUAAGCCAACGCAAAGAGCACGAGACCAAGAAGUAACAAGGAAAGGCGCGUCGUCGCCGAGUCUGUAUGGUGAGAACGUAGAGGGGAAUGGCCCCAAACGUUCAGUAAGUGAAAUUACACUACAGAAUCGUUCUCACAGCGUUGGAUUUAGGCAUGCAAGAAGCUCUCGAUUUUCGCCCGUACGACCCAGAUUAGGCCAAGUCAACGAAAACCAUUCUCCACCUUCAAGAAGACCGCGAAGCAGAUCACUUUUUAUGCCACCUGACGCUACUCAAUUCAGUGCAUUCACCGGACCAAGAUCGCCAAUGAAUCAUCAGGAAAUGAAGGCCAUGCGGUUGACGGAAAAGCCGGAAAAAAUUGAUUUUACUUCCUGGGUUAGAGUGCAAAAAUCUAAGGAAAUAGGAGGUGUUCUUAGUACAAAAGAAGGCAUCAAAGCUUAUGGUAUCACUGCAGUUCCUAGCCUCGGUGGAUUCGCCGUCACAGACGCUGAUAAAGUAAAGAUAAAAAUUUAUGGUUUGGAUGGCGAAAUGAAGCGUGCGUUUGGAACCCCAACCUGGCCGAGAUACGGGCGUGGCAUAACGAUGAAUCCGAAAAAGAAUACUAUCGUAGUGUGUCAUUUGUCUGAAGUAUGUACUUAUACAUUGGAAGGAGUAUCUAAAGAUAGAUUUGCGCACGAGAAAUUUACAGCAUGCUGGGGAAUCGUCUGCGACAACAAAGGGAAUUACGUGAUAACCGAUCCGAAAUCCUCAUCUGUAUUUAUACUGAGCCCUUCAGGCGAAAUCAAGAAUCAAAUAGGCGGAAAUUCUUCAGCACGAAAUAUUUCACAGAAGCAGCUCAAUUCUCGUCCACGUAUCGGGUUGAACAGCUGGAGAAAGAGCAAUAAGAAACGAGCCUCCAUAUCCGACAGAAACAUGUCAGACAGUAUACGAUGCCUGUCCAAUUUGAGUCUACCAAUUUCAGGAAUUGAAGCAUCUCGAAAAAUAAGCACGUCCAGCGCAAACGGAAAAAUACAAGUUCGAUUGCUGGCACCCAGAUACGUUGCAGUCAAUAGUAAAAACCAGAUUCUGGUUUCCGACACCAGACAACGAUGUCUACUAGUAUUCGAAGAAGAUGGUACUCUACUUUUUAGCAUCGGAGGUGGACGAACAGGAUGUAGAAAAUGUAAAAACAGGCGAAAACGCCAAGAUGAUCGAGUUGUCGAAAGGACUUUGUAUAGUUUAUCGCAAGAAAAGAUAAUUUGUUGGCAGAAUUCGGUGGAAAACGAUGCGAAGAAAGAGUCACCUUCGAGCCAACGAAAAUUGAGUAUUUCACCCUUGAGAAAUACGGACAGAGCAAGAUCGCACAGCUUUUUAACAGACAUAUGCAGUUCGUCUAAAGCUUUGUGCAAGGUCAAACACGAGAGGGUACGAGUUCUGGGAACGAUUUACAGGGGUAACGUUGGAAGAAACGAGAGCGUCGAAAGUCAGGAAUAUUUAUCAACACGAAAACAGGUUAUUGAAGAGAAUCCAGUAAACGAGGAAAAAAAUGUGGAACAAAAAUGCUCUCCAUCACAUAGUGUAGGAAGUCGCUUACACAGCCAUGGCAACCAAGCGUCAGAGCAGUGUAGUUCUUACAUUGACCUUACAGAAGGAAGAAACGACGAACAACAAACCAAUCAGUCUUCGAGACGAAACAGCCCUUCUAUGUUAACAAAGAUUGCUAAAAACAUCGGAAAACCGCUGUGGCGAAGAAGACGAAAGAAGGCUAAAAAGUUGAUGGCGUCGCAAGUAGCCAGGUGCGAAUCGAUUGGCAGUUUGUCAGAAGACGAACAAGGAGUGACAGAAGAAUCAGAAAAUAGGAAUGGCGGUAAUUAUGGCUCACAGUUGAAUCGUAUCCGUGAGACAGAAUAUCAAAAGCCUGGUAUUUCGCCAAGCACCAAUAUAACUACAUUCACAUACAGUAGUGAAAGAAAAUCGUCUGCUGAUGUCGUCAACUCACCAACCGAAAUAAAUGCCCCAUUGAAACAUAUUAAAAGCGAAGGCGACAUAAUAUCGGACGAUAACUUGAACGAUUACAGCAUUAUGAGCUUUACCUCAAGUCCCGAACAUGAGUUUGAAAACGAAUCUGACGACGAGGAGCGCCUGGCAUGUCGUAGAUGUCACGUCGAAGACCCGCGUGGCGUCUGUGUCGACGAAGAAGAUAAUAUUUUGUUGGUGGAUCGCGCACGUAACAGAGUCACCGUUUUUACUCCAGAAGGUCAUUUUAUACGCCACAUUUUAACAGACGAAAACGGUUUAAAUGAACCGAUGGCGGCGUGUGUCUUGCAUGACGGAAGUUUAGCAGUGACAGACUCGUCAAAUUGUGUGAAGAUUUUUCAAUUUGGCGAAGUGUGAUUAUUUUUAGAGCGGCUAAUAAUUUUUGGCAAAUUUGAUGCCCAAUAUAUCGUUUUAACUGCAUUCUUUUGGCAUGAGGUACGAUGGGUGCCCCACCAUUGGUACAAGUUGCAUUGGACAUUAUUAGUGCGCAAAUAGCCUGAUGUCCUUCGAUAGCAAAAUAUACUGGAUUGCCGGAAGACGUAUGCUUUGAACGUUUCCACUAUUUUCCACAAUGUUGAAACAAACGAAAUACUAUUUUAUUAUUAAAUUAUUUUCUCUUCGUUUUUUUUUUAUUCUAAUUAAAUAUUGAUUACUGAGAAAACCGCCAAAUAUAUAUCUGUUCCUAUCGCUUAUUUUUUUGCUUCCUUUUACAAAUUAUCGUUGAUGUUAUAACAAAUGUAAUAUAUAUAAUUUUAAUUUAGCUCAAUAUUAUGCUUGAAACAUACAAUAUAAGAGGAUAAACAUAGAUCUAAUUGCAUUUGAUUUUUUAAUUAUAUCGAUUAUUACUUAACAACAUCGUUUUAGUUUGAUUGCCAAAUCCCGUCCAGCUUAGAAUAAAUGACGCAACAAAAUAUACAUGGUCGUCUAUAAUUCAAUG
Messenger RNA from Styela clava, 4542 nucleotides. RefSeq lists its product as uncharacterized. Gene Ontology annotation, molecular function: ubiquitin protein ligase activity; protein binding. NCBI's taxonomy places the organism in Eukaryota, Metazoa, Chordata, Ascidiacea, Stolidobranchia, Styelidae. Gene Ontology annotation, biological process: proteasome-mediated ubiquitin-dependent protein catabolic process; protein polyubiquitination. The record is from RefSeq and is a predicted model, not a curated record.